AAAAUGAAAAAAAUAUUAUAAACUCAUGUCUCUUCUCCUACUUCUUUUUAAACCCCUCAACAUUUCCUUUAUCAUAACUCAAACCCAAACAACUUUCCAGCCAUAAUCCCACCAUGUCUCCUCAUCUAAAUUUCGAACCGAUCUCCAAAUGCAAUACGGAGUCCAGAUCUAACCAAACCGUGGCAUCGGCUCUCAACGGCACCCUUCUUGUUUCUUCCAACCCAUUCCCCUACUAUUUUCUCAUAGCACUCGAAGCCGGAAGCAUUUUUCGAGCAUUUUUCCUAUUACUCACCUUCCCAUUCAUCUACAUCAUUUCCCUCUUUUCUAAAUCAACCGCCACUCGUAUUUAUAUUUUCAUCUCGUGUGUUUGGUUGAGUAUUCGCGAUAUUGAGCUUGUUUCAAGCUCGGUUUUACCUCGAUUCUACGCGGGUGAUGUUCAGCCCGAGACAUGGAAGGUGUUUAACUCGUUUGGGAAAAGGUAUGUUGUGACAUCUAGCCCAAGGGUCAUGGUUGAGCCCUUUGCAAAGAAAUAUUUAGGGGCUGAUAAAGUGUUGGGUACUCAACUUGAGGUGUCAAAAAGUGGUCGAGCCACUGGAUUGGUUAGCGAGUAUGGUGUUAUUGUUGGUGAAGUUAAAAAGGCUGCAGUUUUACAAAAAUUUGAGGGUUCGAAUCUGCCUGAUUUGGGUCUUGGAGAUGGUGAGACUGACACAGAUUUCAUGUCUGUUUGCAAGGAGGGUUAUAUGGUACCAAGAAUAAGGUGUGAGCCCUUACCAAGAAACAAGCUUCUAAGUCCGAUUAUCUUUCACGAAGGACGUCUAGUUCAAAGGCCUACACCGUUUGUGGCGCUACUUACCUUCUUAUGGAUGCCGAUAGGCAUUUUCCUCUCCAUCCUUAGAGUUUACCUUAAUAUCCCUUUACCCGAAAGAAUCGUGUACUACAACUACAAGAUCCUUGGAAUCAAACUUAUUGUUAAGGGCAACCCUCCACCCCCUCCUAAACAAGGACAAAGUGGGGUGCUCUUUGUGUGCAACCAUCGUGCAGUCAUUGACCCAGUGGUCACUGCUGUCGCCCUAGGUAGAAAGAUAAGUUGUGUGACAUAUAGUAUUAGUAAAUUUUCUGAGUUAAUUUCUCCGAUUAAAGCUGUAGCAUUGGCAAGGGAGAGAGAUAAAGACGCCGCACAUAUCAAACAAUUGUUGGAAGAGGGCGAUUUGGUCAUUUGCCCUGAGGGAACGACAUGUAGAGAAUCGUUCUUGCUAAGAUUUAGUGCUCUUUUUGCAGAGCUCACAGAUAGGAUAGUUCCUGUUGCUAUUAAUACAAAACAAAGUGUGUUUUAUGGUACAACGGCUCGUGGGUACAAGUUUUUGGACCCUUAUUUUGUGUUCAUGAACCCUAGGCCAACGUAUGAGAUAACUUUCUUGAAUCAACUACCACCGGAGCUUACUUGCAAAGGCGGAAAAUCUGCAUUUGAGGUGGCAAAUUAUAUUCAAAGGGUGAUAGGGGAUACACUUGGAUUUGAAUGCACCAAUUUGACUAGGAAGGACAAAUAUUCGAUGAUGGCCGGAACCGAUGGUCGUGUUGAGACCAAGAAAGGAAUUUAGGCUCACUAGGAACAACAUGAUUCGAUUCAAAUACUUUGUUGGCUUUAUUAUUUUUUUUUCAAAUAAUAUUUAAAACAA
Molecule: messenger RNA, 1676 nt
Organism: Helianthus annuus (common sunflower)
Lineage: Eukaryota; Viridiplantae; Streptophyta; Magnoliopsida; Asterales; Asteraceae
Product: glycerol-3-phosphate 2-O-acyltransferase 6
Exons: 2
Coding region: 114-1598 (494 amino acids)
Biological process (GO): cutin biosynthetic process
Cellular component (GO): membrane
Molecular function (GO): glycerol-3-phosphate 2-O-acyltransferase activity; phosphatase activity
Source: RefSeq, a predicted model, not a curated record